This is a messenger RNA of Paraglomus brasilianum, 1149 nucleotides long. The record is from the annotation of a GenBank genome assembly. NCBI's taxonomy places the organism in Eukaryota, Fungi, Glomeromycota, Glomeromycetes, Paraglomerales, Paraglomeraceae.
AUGAUCUCACAUCGUGCUUCUCCAAACAGACUCAUACACUUAUUGAUUAGUCGAUGCAGAAACAACGUUACCCAUGACAUAAGAAAGUACACAACCGUUCAGGAUUUUAAAGAAAAAGCGAAAGAAGCAACAAAACCGGCGAUUGUGAGUGAAACACAAUCCAAGAAAAUAAAGAAAAUUGACAACAAUCAGACAUCGUCUACAAUAUACAAGCCACCUGCACUCGGAGUAAAUUCGGCGUAUGAUGAAGCAUUGAAGUAUAUAGUUAAUGAUAAAAAUAAUAAAUACGAGCAGUUGAAAGUACUUGAGGGAACGAUUGCUAAAUGGAUGGCUGCCCCAGAAUCUGAAAAACGCAAUGCAAAGCUGGAAGAGCUUAAGCAAUUGAAAUUUAACUUGCAGGUGUAUGCCGAGAUUAAUGACCCGGAAAUUACACAACUAACGUAUGCUUUAUUAGUCGACAUGUCGAUGCCUGUCUAUAGGUAUAUGCGUGAACAACAAUGGCGACAGGGACCAGUACAAAAACUAUUGGAACGUAUACAUCAAAUGUACGUUGUUCCAGACGUAUUCCCCAGCCUAGAUCCAAAAAUUGAUCUUGAAAUAAAAUUCGAUUCAGUGGUCGAACCGGGAACCUACCAGCUACCUAAAGUAAGCAGAAACGAGCCAACAAUUACUCUUACGAAUUUUCACGAAGAGUCAAGAUAUUAUACACUGGCAAUGGUUGAUCCCGAUAUGCCGAACGUUAAGACGCAAUCAUUCCAGACAGAAUGGCUCUGGUUAAUAGUCAACAUUCCUCUAGAAGCUACGAAAUCGACGAUUGAUGGUGGCAACACAAUCUUGCCUUAUAUUCCACCCCAUCCGCCGAAAGGGACAAAAUACCACCGAUACACUGUAGCUGCCCUUGAGCAGCCCUCCCAGUUUGACGUAAAUCAAGUGAAGGCGGAGAGAGUAAUGAAUGCUCGAGAGUUUGUCAAAGAUUACAAUUUGACCGUCCGUGGUGCAUCAUUUUUCAGAGAAGUGUGGGAUGAGGAUGUAACUAAAAUUUACCAGGAGAUCCUUGGUGUUCGUGAGCCAAUAUAUGGACCACCUCCUAAGGUUAAUCCAUAUUUGGAUGAGACAGGUAGCAGAAUACCCAAAUACGUUAACUUAUAA